Messenger RNA from Hypomesus transpacificus, 524 nucleotides. RefSeq names its product interleukin 17a/f3 (gene il17a/f3). Gene Ontology annotation, molecular function: cytokine activity. Lineage: Eukaryota; Metazoa; Chordata; Actinopteri; Osmeriformes; Osmeridae. The transcript is spliced from 3 exons. The coding region runs from base 48 to 524 and encodes 158 amino acids. Gene Ontology annotation, biological process: inflammatory response. Gene Ontology annotation, cellular component: extracellular region. The record is from RefSeq and is a predicted model, not a curated record.
CAAAAGGAACACAGUCACAGAUGUCUACAGUCUAACCCUCAAAAGAAAUGCUUCUGUUAAUGACGUGCAGAGUUCUGCUGACUCUGGGACUGGUGAUGCUAGGGCUUGCUGCCAAGACAGAGCUACAGAAGAAGAGAUACAAGGGUGUGAAGGGUGUGAAAUUAAUCCUGGAUUCCAGUCUGAAAACCCCCCCUGACGUUGUCACACAUUUAAACAAGAAGUCCCUCUCUCCCUGGACAUACAGAGACAUCCAUGACAUGGACCGCAUUCCCGAGCGGUUGUCCCAGGCAGAGUGCAUUAGCUCCUACUGUGAGUUCCCCCACGGAGGGGAGGACAUGGGGUUUGAAUCCAAGCCUAUCUCCUACCAGACCCUAGUCCUGCGCAGGAUCCCCUCCCCGGGCCGGAGGAGGGGAAACAAGGGACCGACAACUAGUAACAACCCUGUGUUCAGGUUGGAGAGUGAGAUUGUAACCGUGGGCUGCACCUGUGUAGUUCCCAAUAUUAUCCAGCAGGAUUACUACUAG